GGCGCGGCGCGGCGCGGCGCGAGCAGCGGCAGCCGCGCGGGGAGCGCGUCGCGCCCGCGCCUCUCGCGCUCGGGAUGGACUGAGCCGCGCUGGCGGCUCGCGCCGAGUCGGGUCUUGCCCUCGCCGGGUCCCGAGGCGCCCGGCCGGGCCGGGCUCAAGUCCCCGCAGACGGUCCCGGGCCGGGCGCCCGCCGCGCCGGGGAGAUGUCCGGCGGCCGGAGGAGGGGCAGCGCCCCCUGGCACAGCUUCUCUCGGUUCUUCGCUCCCCGAAGCUCUUCCCGGGACAAGGAAGAGGAAGAGGAGGAGAAGCCGGGAACUAACCAGCCGCCCGCUCCGGGCCGGGGCACUGCCAGUGUUGAAAAUGAGCCCAGGAGUGCAAGUCAGAAAAAGGAAAAUGUACUUUCAUCAGAAGCAGUAAAGAUUUCCCAAAGUGAGGACAAAAGGAACCAUGCGGAGAAGCCAAUUACUCUUUCAACACAGGAAGAUUCCAAAAAGCCAAACGACCUUUCCAGUUCCACUUCAGAUACCAAAGCUGGAGAAGGUGACAGACAGCCAAAAGAAAGUUUCUUUCAGUUUCUUGGUAACUUAUUCAAUAUCUCAGGAAAAUCGACUCUUAGUGAAGCCAAGCAGUCUUCCCUCAAAGAUGACCAUGAUAAAACCGAGAAAGAUUUACAGACGCCCUGUGACCAGCGUGAGGAAGGGGUCAAAAGGGAGCGGGAGAAUGUCAGUGGCUCCCCCGGGUCCCAGGCACUUCCAACAGAAGAACAAGAAUCCAACUCCAGUGAACUCUCAGAUGCGUUUUCUUUGGAUACCACACAUGACAGUGAACAGGAAACCAGCGAUUUACCAAAACAAAUUGAUGGUAAACCAGAGAGGCCUUCAGUAACGUAUGCGACCUAUAGAGGCCCUAGACACAUUAGGAAAUUGUUAAAGCAACAGACCUUGUUGGAAACUGUGAAUCCAUUGGACAGAGAAAGUGCAAGCUCUGACUCUAGUUCACACACACAUAUUGGUCCUUGCAGUGAGGUGGAGGAUGGGAUGGUGCCAUCACUGUCUUCAGCUGCAACAGACAUUUCUACAAAAGGGUAUUUGGGAGACUCUGCUUGUAGCAAAAUAAGUGUCAACGCAGAAAACCAUCUGGCAAACAACCUAGGACUUCAGAAUACUGUUUCUUCUACGGAUGUUUUAAAUAAAAAUGAUCCCGGGGGACCUGAGAGAAGUCAGCCAUCCCCUUCUGCUAUGACUGACUCCAGCUUCGCUGCUGGAGAAUCUGACCCCAAGCAACACUUAAGCUGUUUACCCGUUUCUGAUACUGACAGAGAAAGUGCGACACUGUUGACAGGAAGUAAGAAUAGCAAAGUCACUUGCAGUCCAGCUGUUCAAAGGAAGACUACAACAGAAAAGACUGUAAAGGAAAACAGCUCUGUGAUGAGUGAAGGGGCAUCAGUGAGGAGAGAGGAGCCUGUUGAGCCUCCGAUACCUACUGCUUCUGGUUUCUCUUGUAGCAGAUCUGAUGGGGGCGACACUGGCAAACAGGGAAGUUCAGAUUUGCCAAGUCCUAGCAAAUCAGCGAGGCGAGAAGACCUGCAGCUGCCAGAGAGUCAGUGUUCUGACAAGCAAGCCGUAGACAGCUCAUCAGAGCCGGCUGCCAGUCACACCGGCACCAUUGCUCCUCAGAGACAUGCUGUGGCAGACACAGAGCUUGUCGAUGGGGGAGAGAGGCUACCUUCCCAAGACUCACGGAACCAUUUGACUGUUACACAAACCAGGCAAGAAAUGGAAAGUGCUUCGACUGGUGAACCCACAACUCCAAGUCACGUAAAAGCCCCAGAAGCUGAAAUUAAGUCAUUGCCUGAGGAUCCUGCCCUGUUGUUUCCAACAGAAGCCAAAAAGCCUGACAUUGGGCCGCAGGAUAGAACUACUCACAUGAGAAUAAACCAAAAGGAUCCUGCCCCUGUAAAACACAUCAGCGAAUCAGCAGUGGUAGCAUACUUUGAAAAUGAAGUAACACCUGAAGUGGAUUUAGAACUUAAUAAAAAUCACAUUUCAGAAUCUCCUCUUGGCUCAGAGAGUCCUCAACAAACAAAAGUAUCACCUGAUGCUAAAACAUCUGUUAUCCUCGACUGUGAAAAAGUAAAUGUCAGCACUUCACCCCCUACCUUUGUUUCUGAAGCUGAUGUGCUGAACGCGUUGGCUGUUCCUGCUUUAAAGAAUGAGAACUCUGUGCACACUGAAACUGGAGGUGUCGACAUCAUUGGUAUUUCCUGUCGGCCCAGUAAGUGUCAGGAAGAAAAUGUGGCAAAUCGUGUGGAGGUUGCAGACAGGAAAAGUUCUGUUCACCUUGACCGUGCGCCUGCAGUUCUGGAAUCCAAGGAAGUUCUUCAUGAUAGUGAAACAAGCAAGCUUCCUCUGGGUCUCGAAGCCAGUGACACUCGCUUAUUUGAGGAGAAUUCAUUGAGCCCCGAGUCUCGGAGCCUCUCUGAGGACCCCAUUUCCUUUUCAUCUAAAGGCCCUGAGAAAGCAGAACCAAUGCCUUCAAACACUAAAGCAAGUAAAAGCAUAAUAGAGACCUCUAAUUCCUUGGAAACCAAAAAUGGUAAUAUUUCCGUAGUUUUAUCGACAGCUGAAGGUCAUGAACAGAACGCUGUUCCUCUUGAGUCACAUUCUGGAAGAUGGAAAACUGUAGCCUUGUCUGAGAUACCUGUUUCCCAAGUAGAGCCCAGAGACGUUUCUCAGGAUAAACUUUCUUCUUUUCCAUUUGAAGUUACAGAUUUGCCGGCAAAGCCUGUUUUAUCAGAAUUAACUGCUCCAGAGGUUGAAGAGGGCAAAAAUCUUCAAUCAGUGGAUCCUAAGAUUAAAGAGAAAUGCUCAGAUGCUGUCCCUAAUGGUCAAGCUGAGGAUUCUCCUUCUGCUUCCAAAUGUCAAAGUGUACAAGACACAGAGCAAGACUCCUUGGCUUAUCCUGUACGACAGGAGCAAGCCAGUGGGCCAAUGGCACAGAAUCAUGAAGCAGACACUUGUGCGAGUCAUCAUUCUUCGGGUAUCUGUGGGAAUAAAACGACUUCUGGUCCCUCAGAAAUAGCAGAACUCAGCUCAAAUAAUGUUUCCCCCAAAUUCCAAGAAACUGAUAGCACAAAAGUAAAUUUGCCUUUUCUAGGUUCUGAUGUCAGUUUGGAAAAAAACAUUUUUGCAUGUGGAGAUUCGAGUCUUCCCAAUGCACCUUCUGUCCUGAGGUCAGAAAAGAAAGAGAACACUCAUUUUCUGACUGGAGCUAUCCACAGUGUGUCGUCUUCCUCUGGUCACCCUGAUGGAGUUAGUGAGGUUACAAGGUCACAUAAUCCUCAGGAUCAUUUUGAUUCUGGGAAAGUUACCAGAGACCUCACAUGUGAAAGUGCUCCCUUAACUGACCUGCCGUACCCUAACAGCGCCUAUCUGGAAUUUGAAACACCUGUCCCAACAGAGGCAGUAGGGACUCCACUUCAGGAACAUUUGGGGGUUUGUACUGGGAGAGUAGCUCUUGAUUGCUCAACUACGGCCCAGUUGGAAGGUCCCGUGGACGCAGAGCCUGGAGCAGUUGCUGGGGCUCCAGCGUCAGUUAACAGCUCAAGCCAGCAGUGUUCUGAAGCCUCUGCUGAGCACAUAGAAGCAAGGAGAAGAGCACAUGACCGACUUCUGGGCCUCAAGAGUGGUUUCCUCAAAAAGGCUGAUACACUGAUUGGUGAGAUUUUUAGUUCUGUCAGGGAGGAGCUAAAAUCCAGAUCCUGCCAAGAGCAUAUAGCCAUACAGGACAUAAUGAGUACAGGCACGCUGAGAGAAGACAUCCCUGAGAAAAACCCCUCAGCAGGGGUGCAUCCGACAGAGUGUGUGGAAGAACAGGACGUGGAAAUCAUGUCGGAAGUCAAGGAAGAAGAGGCAGCCUGUGUCUCACCUACAGCUGGUGAGGGGAGUCUCCUUCGUGGUUCAGAUAGAAUGGAUGUGUCUUGUUUGUUAGAAGAUAAAGCUAGGGAAUUAGUCAAUGAGGUUAUUUGUUCAGUCCACAAAAAUUUGACAAAUGAUGCUUUUGAGGAUGCUGAGUCUACCUGGGGUUCUGAACUUCAGGCUGAUGCUUCAAAAAUUCUGAACAGUGGAAGUGUUAAGCCACAUGAUACAAUUAGGGAGUCCUCAGUAUCAGGACAGGCAGUAAAUCAAAGCACACAUGAAAUUAGUGAAAAUAAAUUAUUAAGUAGAUUCUUUUCUGUGAGUAAUUUAGUUAGUGGCACAGAGUCAAUUAAAGGAAGAGAAAUUGUUCCCUACCAAGAAUCUCCGUUUUCUGGAAAUGGAGCUGGACAGUCUGACAGUAUAAAUUUGCAGAGAUCGGUUACGGUUUUACCACCUGAGGACACGCCUCAUAAAAGGUUAGGUGAUGGGGAAGAAACAGAUUUGCUGCUCAAUGAGGACUGUAAGACAGCAGAAAUAGAGUGUGGGGAUGAUCAUAAAACUGGGACAGAAGAUAGAAGAACUCUUGUAUUAAAUUUCGAGUGGCCCCCAUUGCUAAAUGAUGACAUCCACACACCUGGUACCUCAAAAGGCAGUUUAUCUGAUAGUCUUGUGUGUGUAUCUGAAAAAACCUUGCCAGGACAUAGUAAAGGCACACCCCUUAUAAUGUCAGAAAUAGGGAAAGUACACAAAAAGGAUAAUGAAGUCAGUAUAGGAAAUCUCAAGCUUGUACCUUCCAUGUUAGAAAUAGGAAAAACUAACAAAAAAGAUGCCAAAUUGGAUAUUAUGAAAUAUGGGGCCGUUCCUCCUAUGUUAGAAAUGGGAAGAGAAUGUAAAACAGACACUGACUUGACAGUCACAAAAAUUGAACCCAGCGGUGGUGGUUUUAAAAUGGGAGAGGUAUACCAGAUGGAUGCUGAAAGGUAUAUUGACAAAACAGAGGGAGUACCUGUCUCCUUAGGAAUGGAAAAAGCCUGUAGGAUGGGGGAUCCUGAAGGGGAUAUUGGCAAAACAGAGGCGAUGCAUGUUCUGUCAGAAGUGAAAAAUGUCCACCAAAAGGAUGCUGAAGGGGACAUUGCAAAGGCUGAGGUGAUACCUGUUACACUAGAAAUGGAAAGCAUUUGCCAGAAGCGUGCUGAAGGAGACAUAGGCAAGACUGGGGUGACGUCUGUUAUGCUAGAAGUGGAAAACAACUGCCAAAAAGACGUUGUAGGGACUACCGAGAAGGCCAAAGUGGCACCUGUUGCGUUAGAAAUGGGAGGCAUUUGCCAAAAGGAUGAGGAAGGGGAAUUGGCAAGGACUGAAGUGAGAGCUGUUGGAUUGGAAAUGGAAAGUAUCCAUGCAAAGGAUGUGGAAAGAAGUAGUGAUAAAACUGAGACGAGACCCAUCAUGUUAGAAGUCGUGAAUAUUUACCACAAAGACGCCGAAGGGAUGACUGGAAAGACGGAGCAACCUAUUUUGGAAAUGGAAACCGUUUACCAAAAGGAAGCUGAAGAGAAGAGUAGGAAUGUUGAAACAGUACCUUUUGUGUUAGAAGUGAGAGAGGCACACAAGGAGGCAACACCUGCUGGCCUAGAAAUGGAAACGGCAUGCAGAAGGGGUGCUGAGGAGACUCCUAGAACAGGUACAUCCGUGCCCUCCAUGAUGCAGAUGGAAAGACUGUCCCCAGAAGAUUCUGGUGGAAACACUGGGGAACGUGAAGUGUUUUCCACAGUUGUAGAUACUGAGAAAACAUUUGGAACAGGGCUGGAAUUGACAGUUCCACAAAUGGAAGCCAUGCCGGCUAUAUUUGAAAUUGAAAAAAAAAACCAAAUAUAUGCUGAAGAGAGUGUUAGAGAAGUGGAAGAAGAGCCCGUUGAAGUAAAGGAAGGUUUCAUAGUACAUGACAACAGAGUUGCUUCACAUUUCAGGGGCUAUGAAUCACCUACCCUCAGUAGGGAUUAUGAGGGCUAUCCUGCCUUAGCUGUGCCAGGUUUUCAACCUGAAGAUAACAUAGUGAGGCUAGACCAAAGAAUGUCUGUUACUGUAAUAUAUGACAACAGGAGAGAUCUGGAUUACAGCGAUGGCAAAGAAGAAUCGAAUUUAGCCUUUGUUUCUCAGGAUGAGCAAGAAAAUUCUUCCUUUACUAUAUUAUAUGAUGAGCCCCUUCAGGACGAAGACAGGUACGCUUGUGCAGAAGUAAGAACACAGUCUGUCUUGUUUCCUGAUGUGUCACCUGACAGUGUACCCAUGUUGGCAUGCGAAAGGUCCGAGAGCAGAACUGACCUUGUCCAUCAUUUUGAGAAAGAUACUAAAUCGAGUGAGACAUUUGAUAGUGAUAGUUCAGAAGUGUUCUUAGCAGUGGAGGCCAAAAGAUACAAAAUUUACCCUUUAGCUUUGUCACCCAUUUACGAGGAUGACAGCUCCCAGGAGGAAAUCUUGUCUAGUGAGGUCUCACCUGGUCACCAUGGCUCCACAAAAUCAAGAGAGAGUGCAAACCAGUCCUCGUCUGUAUUAUCACUUCUCCAGUCAGUGUCAGAGCGCUUGAAGAUGAAUUUUGAUGAAGAUGACCGACAGCCAGUGGAGGAAGAGGAGGAGGGUGGGAUGGAGGAGGAGGAGGAGGAGGAGGAGGAGGAGGAAACAUUGCAUUCAGGAAGUCUGAGAGCUCAAAGGAGGGAGCACAUUACCUUGGAGUUACCAGAUCCUUCCAUCACAUUCUACCCUGAUGAUGACCAGGAAAGCACCACAAUUUCUAAGAAUUCAUAUGUGUUGUCGAAUGAACCUACUACCUCCAAUCUGCAAAUUGGUUUGUGGCCAGAAAAGACUUCAUUUCUACAAAAAUCUGACCUUACUUCUAAGCUACACUCUUCUUUAAAGAGUGCUUAUCAUCAGUAUUUGCAGGCUUCCAGAACUCACUCCGCAGAAAAAGGAGCCAGAUUUGGUGGGAUAUUUCAGGAACCAGUGUCAAAAUAUUUCUGUGUUCAAGACCCCUCAGGCAGAUUGAACCCAUACAUUGAGAAUGUUGACAAACAAAUUCUGAGAUGUAACCCAAGACCUGGGAAGAUGGUUAUUUAUGAUCUCCAUGGAAGUAGAUAUAAACAAGAGGUCUACUGUAAUAUUCCUGAUGCUACAUCAUGGUCCUUUCCAAAUGGAGUAUUGAUAAAAGUUAUAAGAGGCUGCUGGAUUUUGUAUGAGAAACCACAUUUCCAAGGUCAGAAAUGUGUGUUAGAAGAAGGUGAAAAGGUAUUAAAUCAUGACUGGAUUCUUCAGAACAGAAAACACCCACAAAGAAACUUUGUAUUGGGUUCUAUCAAGCGUGUCUUAAAGGAUUGCAGCAUUCCAGAGAUAGAACUUUGCCCACAGUCUGACCCAGCAUGUUGUCCUGUCUUCAUCCAGCGAGCUGUGCCCAAUUUGGAAGAACUGAAUAUCCCCAAGUCUGUGUCCUUCACUGUGAAGUCAGGAGUUUGGCUUGCCUACCCAGAUGUUAAUUUUAAGGGGCAAGCUACAGUUCUGGAGGAAGACCAUGGGCUCUUUGAGAUUUCUGCAACAGAAACGAAGUCACUGCAACCUCUUCAAAUGGGAGGACUGAAAGUGGAAAUGCCUAUGAACUUAAAGGUUAUUAUUUAUGAAAAACCUCACUUCCAUGGGAAAUAUAAAGAGUUUAGUGAACAUAUAGAUUCUGUCCCUAAUUUUUUAAAAAAUGAUGACUUUCAUGGAAUUGGAUCAAUUCGUGUCAUUGGUGGAGUGUGGGUUGCCUAUGAGAAGGAACAUUUCAAAGGCCAGCAGUUCCUGCUUGAAGAAGGAGACUUUGAAGACAGUAACGCCUACGGGGCAUUAAGUGCUCCCAUCUUGUCUUUUCGGUACUUACAAGCUAAUUUUAUAGAAUCUUCUAUCACACUGUUUGAAUCUGACCUAGAAAGUGGGAAGUUUAUUGAUAUUACAAAUCGGGAAAUUCCUGACUUAGAAGAAAUUGGCUUUGGCAGUGAAACAAGAUCCAUUCAUGUUAAAAGUGGAGUAUGGGUUGCCUACCAGCAGAAGUUCUUCUGUGGAGAACAGUACAUUCUAGAGAAGGGGAAAUAUAAAUGCUUUUUUGACUGGGGAGGAUCCAAUAAUAUAAUUAUGUCAAUACGACCUAUCCAGCUGGAACCACUUGGGAUAAAUGAGCCUCCACAUUUGCUCAAAGCAUUCAGUAAACCUGGGUUCCAAGGUGAAUGUAUAGAUUAUACAAAUGAAAUUUUUCAUUUGACUUCAUUCACACCACGUUCUUUUAAAGUUCUUCGGGGUUGCUGGCUCCUGUAUUACCAGGAGGAUGUUUGUGAUCAUCAGUGUGUGUUGGAAGAAGGCCUGUAUGCCGACCUCACCUCCUGUGGCUGCCCAACAUCAAGAGUCACAGCCCUCAAGCCCAUCGACUAUGUUUUUGAAGAGCCCUCCAUCAGCCUCUUUGCACUGGAACAUUGUGAGGGAAGAGAGCUACAUCUCGAAGAGGCUGUGAAUUCUGUCCUGAACAAAGACUUGCAUUUCUACACCCAGUCUGUUUGGGUAAAAAGCGGACUAUGGAUAGCUUAUGAAGGAUCUAAUUUCUUAGGGAGACAAAUACUACUUGAGUCUAAUGAGAUCCCAAACUGGACAGUGUACAGUGGGUGGAAAACAAUUGGUUCCCUGCGUCCUAUGAAACAGCCUGCUGUAUACAUCAGAAUAAAGAACCGAGCCCAGGAUGAGUAUCUAACAGUCACUGGAAAUAUAACUGACCCGAGGGCAACUUCCGUGUGCAUUUCCCCCUACAGUGGAAAGAACACUCAGAUCUGGCACUACUGUCGAGGACUCUUUAAAUCCAAGGCCAGUGAUACAUGUCUCGAUGUGAUUGGUGGCCGGGACAUACCUGGAGCUAGGGUAGCCCUAUGGACUGAACAUGGGCAGUUGAGGCAGAAGUGGAGACUAAAUAAAAAUGGAACCAUCAGCUCUUACCUCAGUGAUCAACUUGUCCUUGAUGUCAAAGUAGGAAAUUAUUGUGACAAGACUCAUGUCAUUGUAAACCAGCCCCUGGAGGGAGAAACAACACAGCAGUGGGACAUUGAAAUAUUGUGAGAAUCAACACCAUCCCUAGAAGGAGCAAAGGAAGAAGGAACCGCACAUCCUUUGCCUUGUGCAUGUGUGAAGGAAGCUGCUGUCAGCACAUUCCUGUUGGGAUCACUGAGCGGAAUGAACUCUCUCCAGGUUCCAUCCAAGACUGUUGCUCUUAACCAUGGAAAAGCUCAAAAUAUCCUUGCCAGUUACUCAGUGUUCCUGUGAAGGAAAUGUUACUAUUUCUGGGAAAAAUUCUCUCUUCCUGACUGAUCUACAGUUGUGGUGAGCAAAGUUCCUGAAAUCUCUCUUUUCCCCCCAGUCCACCAAACAUGAAUCCCUGCUAGCUGAUUACAGGAUACUGGUUCUGUCACCUGGGCUAGUUAUUAACGUCCUACUACAUGCUUGUAUGAGUAUAAGGAACAGGGAAACUAAUUCCUGUGAGUCAUACUUUUGCAAAAAGAUGAGUAAUUUUAGCACUAUCUGCAGAUUUAUUUACUAAGCCUUCCUGUUAAGCUGCUGCAUUAAACCCUGAAGUUUCUAUGAGGCUUUUCUGAUUGAAGCACCUCAUGAAUAUUUAUACUUGUAACUGCUCCUAGGGGAGGGACCUAGUUUUGUCAGGAAAAAGGCCCAUGUAUUGGAGUGUUUUCUGUGGUCAUUGUUUCCUUAGCCCUUCUAGCUAAAAAAAGUACAGAGAACCUAUGGCCAACCUUGCACUCUAACAGUGGUUACCGCCCUAUUACUGUCUGAGCCCUAGAUUUUGCCUGAUCUGCCCUCAAGCAGAAGUGCCAGUCAACAAUUUUCUUUGCCUGAAGUAAAGGGAAAUUUCAAAUUAAAACAAAGUAGCAUUUGAUUAAUUUUUAAGUAAAGGUGGAGUUGGUUUCUUAACUAAAGGACAGAAAACUUAGUUUUACAAUCCCAUUUGAAAUACCUUUCAUUUAAGCAAAAUCAGGUAAGAAAUCAUCUUUGACUUGGUUUCCAUUAAUCACCACCACUUGUACCAUCACAAUUCCCACACAUUCUUCCUUCCUGAGUUAAACUUACAUUGAGCCAGCAGUUCAUUCUCUCCUACCUUUUGACAAAAAGCAGAAAAAUGCUCUAUUUUUAUAUAGAAAGAAUAAACUCUGUGAUGGUUUUUUCUAAAAUAUCAACUUAUAUGCACUUUAGAAUGUAAAAUAACAGUGAAUGGUUAGAGACCCAUUAUUUUGAGUAUUUUUAUAGACUUGGUCUUUCCAUGUAAAUACUGGGUUUUUCCCUUAAAUCUCAGGCUUUUCUCUUGUCAUCUGUUAAGCAGCAUCUGUAAAAGUCCCUUUCCCACAGAUGUUGAGUGCCUCUCAAUGGUGUGGCAGUAUUAUUUAAUAAAUCUUAGGUUACAGAGAUAACUUUAACUGGUGAACAUGUGUAUAGACAAAGGUAUGAUAAUUUCACUGUAAAAAACCAAGUUAUGAAUCUUUCUUCUUUGUGUUAAUUGUUUAAAAUUUUCCUAGAGCUAAGGAGGCUCUUUAAAGAAGUUGUUUCUUCCAAAGAACAAAGACAAGCCAGCAUAAGGACGUUUAAUUCUAAAUGAUACAUUUAUUGGAGUUGUGCCUUUUGUACCACACUGGAUUAAAUAAACUUGUUAAAAGUA
Messenger RNA from Oryctolagus cuniculus (rabbit), 10641 nucleotides. RefSeq names its product crystallin beta-gamma domain containing 3 (gene CRYBG3). The record is from RefSeq and is a predicted model, not a curated record. NCBI's taxonomy places the organism in Eukaryota, Metazoa, Chordata, Mammalia, Lagomorpha, Leporidae. Gene Ontology annotation, molecular function: structural constituent of eye lens. Gene Ontology annotation, biological process: lens development in camera-type eye; visual perception.